AUGGGUGCCCCAGCAGCGACGGAGAAGCCCGUCCUCAGCAGAGAGGACAUCACGAAGCGCAUCCUGGCGGGAGAGACCAUCUUCAUUCUACGUGAACAAGUCAUACGUGUACCUCCAAGCUGGCUCUCUAAGCAUCCCGCCGGCGCCCUUCCCAUCCUGCACUACGUAGGAAGAGACGCAAGUGACGAAGUCGAGGCUUUCCAUGCCGGUCCUACGCUCAAAAAGUUGUACGCCUUCUCGAUUGGCCGCAUUCGUGUUGGCCCCGAAGGCUGGCAGACAUUGCUCCCGCCUAUCAAUAACGGAUGGGUCCGCAAGCCAGCUCCCGAGGGCGGUCUGUGCUGGACCCAGAACGCCCAUGCGACGGACAUCCGCGCCGAAGAAGAUGGUGUCGAGCAUGAUGUCGAUGCCCAGAUUCUGCUCGUACAGAACGAUGAUCCCAUUCUCUGCGGCGAAGGACCGUCCUCAGACAUCCUCGAGCCUCCCCCGACUUCUCUUUCUGCGGCGACUCAGGCUGCGCACUCCAGAGCAUACAAGGAGCUUCACCAACGUAUCACUGACGCCGGUCUAUACCAGUGCCGCUAUUUCACUGGCUAUGGGCCCGAGGUCCUACGCUAUGCCUGCUUUGCGGCGACCUCAUAUGUCGCGUACCAGCACCGCUGGUGGUUCACCUCUGCUCUUGCACUGGGCGCGCUCUGGCAUCAACUUGUAUUCACGGUUCAUGAUCUUGGUCACAUGGGUGUCACGCACAACUGGGUCAUCGAUAGGAUAAUAUCUAUCGCUCUGGCGGAUUGGGUUGGAGGGCUUUCCAUCGGCUGGUGGGUCCACAAUCACAAUGUUCAUCACGUCGUCACCAACCAUCCGUCCCAUGACCCGGAUAUCCAGCAUCUGCCCUUCUUCGCCAUCUCACCGGACUUCCUGCACAGCAUUUACUCCUCGUAUUAUGGCCGCACGCUGAAGUUCGAUAAGUUAGCGGAGAUCUUGAUUCCCUUUCAGCAUAAACUCUUCUACAUCAUCAUGUCCCUCGCACGCUUCAAUCUCUACCGGCUGUCGUACGAGUACCUAUGGAAGACUCGGAACGACCCAGUUCGGGCCAGAGGCGGGCGCUGGGCUUGGUGGGGCGAAUUCAUCGGCUUGUUGUUCUGGUGGACAUGGUACACUCGCGUAUUGAUCAACACCGGAAGUUGGGGAAAUGCGUUCGUGUAUCUACUUGUCAGCAAUGUCGUGCCGAGCCCCCUCCAUGUUCAGAUCGUGCUCUCGCACUUCUCCAUGUCGACGGCGGUUCUCGGCCCAGUUGAAUCAUUCCCGCAUCGCCAACUCCGCACAACCUCGGAUGUCAUCUGCCACCCCUCUGUCGAAUGGGUACAUGGCGGUUUACAGCUUCAAGUGACGCAUCAUCUUUUCCCACGCCUCCCGCGUCACAAUCUCAAAGAGGCGAGCGUACUCGUAAAGGACUUCGCACGUGAACAGGGUCUCACGUACGCCGAGUUUGGGUUCGUCGAAGGCAAUAGCGAUGUGAUCGGUGUUCUGCGCGGAGUCGCCAACCAGGUCCGGAUUAUGACGAUGGUAGCGGACUCUGAGAUUGAGGAGGCGCUUAGUAAGGAGAAGCAGCAUUAG
Molecule: messenger RNA, 1614 nt
Organism: Peniophora sp. CBMAI 1063
Lineage: Eukaryota; Fungi; Basidiomycota; Agaricomycetes; Russulales; Peniophoraceae
Source: the annotation of a GenBank genome assembly